This is a messenger RNA of Fusarium redolens, 486 nucleotides long. RefSeq lists its product as uncharacterized. Lineage: Eukaryota; Fungi; Ascomycota; Sordariomycetes; Hypocreales; Nectriaceae. Bases 1 to 486 code for a protein of 161 amino acids. The transcript is spliced from 2 exons. The record is from RefSeq and is a predicted model, not a curated record.
AUGAAAGUCGCAAUUAUUGCUUCGCUCUUCAUUGGAGCCCUUCCCGUCUUUGCCAACCCAGCCGCCCUCGUUGACUCUACCAAUGUUGUGAAGCCGGAGCAGAUCAGCCGUGACCUUGCUCUUACUGUCCUGGAGCAGAACAACACCUUCCUCAGAUGGACCUACAAUUACCAUCCUGGCGUCGAUCUGGCAUCUGCUGCCGAUGCCGCCGCCCUGGCUCCCAGGGCUAACAUCCACUGGCCUGGAGUCAACGAAAGAGUUUCUAUUGCCCUCGAGUACGCCAAGGUCACCAUCAUCAGACUUGCCUUCAACGAGAUCAAGGUCAUUGUCGAUAACCUGACUCGACAUGCCAUCAAUGUCAUGCUUGAAUGGGAUUUGGGCGAUGUGGAUGAUAGGGUUCCCGCUGGUGCUACUACCUCUAUCACGCAGCGCAUUCAUCAGGGUACUUCUCAGAGUAUUGAUGUCAGCGCUUACCUUGCCGACUAA